This is a messenger RNA of Bacillus rossius redtenbacheri, 1153 nucleotides long. RefSeq lists its product as uncharacterized. The transcript is spliced from 2 exons. Bases 76 to 441 code for a protein of 121 amino acids. Lineage: Eukaryota; Metazoa; Arthropoda; Insecta; Phasmatodea; Bacillidae. The record is from RefSeq and is a predicted model, not a curated record.
GACUGACACCGAGGCGAGUGUGUGGGGAGACGCGCGGCAGUUAAGACUUUAAGGCGCGAUCCGCGACGGGAGUGAAUGCCCGGCAGCACGGGAGCGAGUUACCGGACAGCGAGUGUGGUCGCUGAGGCGAAGCGGAAGGAGUCGCGACCCAGACGGCUGCAAGCACACCCAACGGGGCCUGAGCUGGGGCCUUUCGACAACUGCAAACCACGAGACAUUCAGCGACGAACGGAACUGAUCGUGGGGUGGAUGGAACGCAGGCUUCUUCCGAUUCCCGCGUCGACGCGUCUCGCUCGCCCCUCCUGGGACGGGGCUCGGAGCGCCGGCUGUGACGUCAGCAGCAUGGCGGCAGUGCCCGAGGUUGGGGAGGGGGGUAUAGGGGGCGAACCAACAAGCCACGAGGCAGUCGGCAGCUCAACUUCCAAGCGGCAAGCAAAUUAGAUUGCUUCAAGACUCUUCGCUCCCUCGGCGGCCGUUUAUCCCCCCCCCCCUCCCAAACCAAACCACCCACCACCCCCGCGUCGAACGAUGCUUUUUUUUCCCUCCGGAAACAGCUUACCGUUCAUCUGUCCUUUAACCCUGGACUUGUGCCUCUUCCUUUCCGCGACGUCUGGCGCGAAUCCCCUGCCAAGCAAAACUUUAUUUCUCUGGACAACUAAAUUAUUCUGUUUACAACAACAACAACAAAUCUUGCAGGGGUUUAUUUUAAACUAGCAAUACCUAUAUUUUGUGAUGGGAAAUAAUUACUUUUAUUUUAACAUAAAUGUAAACAAAAUCAUGGUCGUUGAUUUCAAAGUCAAUUUUUUUUUAACUUAACACCGACAUUUAACAAAUAUCAAAUUAAAAAAAAUUCAUACAAAUUUAAUAUGUUUAUGUGUGAUAAAAUAACUGCGUGUAUUUUGUCGUAUGAAUGCAUUGGUUCCGGGUUGGUAGAUUAAAUUUAUUUCAUGCUUCGUGUGUACAUUUAAAUUGUUGAUUAAUCCACCUAUUUCUCAUGAAUUAUAUUUAAUUUCUGGUAAUUUGUUAUACUUUUUUUAGUUUAUUUUAAUUACGUCCUAUCAAUGUUUUGUAAAGUUUUUAAACUGUUAAAAAAAAUUGUGGUACCGGCUUGUACGGAAGUAAUCUCCAAAAUAUUAAAAAAAAAAAAAAAAAA